Molecule: messenger RNA, 3025 nt
Organism: Rhopilema esculentum
Lineage: Eukaryota; Metazoa; Cnidaria; Scyphozoa; Rhizostomeae; Rhizostomatidae
Molecular function (GO): zinc ion binding
Source: RefSeq, a predicted model, not a curated record
AUGUCUGAGUACUAUAACAAUCUCGAAGUCGAAGAGCGAAAGAUAUAUGACUUGAAGCUGACUUUGAAGAACGGGGACAAAUUACCUGACCCCUUUUCUCUGAAUAAAGCUGAGAACUGGUGCAAUGAUAUUGGGAAAUUACCGAAUAUAACCUGGAGGGAUGUCACCGAAUAUCUAAUCGACUCUCCUAGCCCAUUUACGAAGGAAUCCAUGAAGGCCUACAAGUCUUUGGAGGCGUACGACUAUUUUGUUUGCCGCCAUGUUCAAGAUUGCUUUUACUGUCCAAUUGAUGAUAAAUGUGAAUUCUGCUAUGUCAAAUCCGAGGUAUUGCCAAGCCAAUGCCAAGGUCAAAAGACAUCAUUAUACAGAGUCUGGGUUUGUCUUCACAAAACCCAAGGAUGGAUACUGACUGGGCAUUGCACAUGUAUGGCAGGACUAAGCUCAUCUUGUAGCCAUGUUGCUGCUCUUCUUUUCAAACUAGAAGCAGCUGUUCAUUUUCAACUAAAUACACCAACAGCAUGCACUAGUCAGCUUUGCUCUUGGAAAGCAUCUAGAAAAUCAGUGCAACCAGCCACAAUAAAGUCAAUAGACUUUUCAAGAGCCAAAAAGCACAGCCUUCCUAACGUUUCAGGUAGUUUCCUUCAAGUGAACGAAACAAAGCAUUAUUCGUGCAGUGACCCAACAAAAACUCGUAAUCCCAUAUCAAAUGAAAAGCUGAAAGAUUUAUAUAGAAUAUAUCCACAGGCAGCAAUAUUUACAAGUUUGGAUGUCACUAGUUUUCAAUCAGUUAAUGAAGGCACUGCUUCUGUGACUUGCGACAUUGGUAGUGAUACAGACAGUGACACUGAAAAUGAAAAUAAUAUCAUUCCAGAGCCACUUGUAAGCUUGUUUGAUCCAACAGCUAUAAACAUGGAUGAAAGCGAAUUAAAGGUUAAAAGCAAGAUCCUUUACCAACAAUAUGUUGCUUCAAAUUAUCAAAACUCUUUUGACAAUCUUGAAGUUAUCACAAGGAAGCAAUCAUUAUCAAGUGCAUGGAGAGUACACUGUGCUGGGAGAAUCACUGCUUCAAUCUGCAAACAAGUGUCCAAGAUGCAGAAAAGUGACUCACUGAUUAAGACAAUUAUGCAGUACAGUCCUUCUUUGAGUUCAAAGUUCACUGCUCAUGGUAUUGAAAUGGAGCCAAUAGCGAAGGAUUGUUUUAUUACAAUCAUGUCCAAGAGUCACAGAAAUUUACAAGUUUUAGAAUCUGGCCUAAAAAUAAAUGCUGAUGAACCUUUCCUGGGUGCAUCUCCAGAUGGAAUUGUUACCUGUGAUUGUCAUGAAGAUGCAGUCCUUGAAAUCAAAUGUCCUUACAAAUAUAAGGAUGGCCUUUCGAAUUGGGAACUUGACAAAGACUUUCCUAUUGACAGCAAUUUUGCAAUGAAAAAAGAUCAUUCUUAUUACUACCAGAUCCAGCUGCAAAUGGAAUUGUCCAAUGUACAUUUUGGCUACUUUUUUGUUUUUUCUCCUGCAGAAAAGGCAAGCCUUUUGUGUAUUGUUGAAAAGGAUGCCAACUUUGUUUCUAAUUUGAAGCAGGUGUUAUCAAUGAAGUUUUAUGACUGCAUCCUGCCAGAGGUCGUAAGUCGCAAAAUGGACUCUGAUGUAUCACAUGAUAGGAGAUUAUAUUGUAUUUGCAAAAGACCAGAAUUUGGUAACAUGAUUUAUUGUGAUAAUCCAUCCUGUAAAAUUGUGAAAUUUCAUUACUCGUGUGUUAAUGUCACUAGAAAGCCUAGAGGACAAUGGGUUUGUAAUUCCUGUAGAACAAAAAAUACAGUGUGUUAAGAAGCCACACUAGUUCAUGCAACUGCUAAGAGGUAAAUAUUCUGCUAAUAAACAUUGGAUAGCUUGUUAAAGCAUCAUCAUUGCUUAGUGUUUAAUUUAGUAUGUUACAAUUCAAUUCAUCCUUGAUGUUAUGAAAAGCUUUGCUAGAAUAUUUACCUCUUAAUCUAAAUAAAAAGUAUAUCAAUUAAUAUGAAUUAUGUUACAACACUUUUGUUUAAGUUAACAGCUGCUGCAAUCACUACCAUAGCAUCAUCCAAAAGAUCAAUUUGAGUAAGAGGUAUUGUGUUCUGUAAAAUCCUAAAUUUUUUCAAUUGUCCAAUAACCCUUUCCACAUGAAUUCUAACAUUUGAUAGUCUUCUAGAAUCAUGGACAUCCUUUGCUGGUAAUUGCUCCUUUCCUUUUGUAAAUUUAGGAAUUUUCAGAAAUGACCCCCUAGAAUUCAGCUCAUUCUCAAUCAGGAACCCCCGAUCAGCCAAAACACAGUCCCCAUAUGAUAUCUUGUCCAAAAAGCCAGAUUGUAACGUUAUUUCCUUAUCUGAUACUCUGCCACCCCAGCCAGUAGAUAAAAAUAUAACAGCACCUGCAGGGCUGAUGGCAACAAGAUACUUAGUGGUGUUAUUGUGCUUAUAAUUAGACCAUGUUUGAGCCCGGGCUGUCAAAUUCUUUGGUCGUUCAACAAAUAUUUCAUAACAGUCAAUUAUGCAGACACAGUCACUGUACUUUCUUCUGAAUGAAGUUGGAAGAUUCAGACGUAACUCUGGACGACUUGGCCAGACAAUCAAACUUUGCAUGGCUUUAGAAAUUUCAGGCAGCCAUUGUCUGUAAAUCUUUGAUACCAUGGUUGGCUGUAAUCCAUACCUAUAGGCAAUAUCUUUGUUUAGCAAACCAAGUCUAAGUUUCAUUAACACCAUUAAAACGUGAUCCUCAGUUGACAAUGACUUCAGACAAGUUUUCACCCCUUUCACUAGACUAACCACCCAUAGGAACAAGUGUAGGUUAGCUAGACCAGUAAAAAAUUUGAAAUCAUUCAAUAAUCUAACUUUUCUGUACCCAAAAGAAUUAGCUUUUAGACUUUCAUUUUCUUGACGCAGCUUGUAGACUUCACAAUUUCUUUCAUUUAACUCUGCUGUUAAUUGUGCAAUUUCAUCUUUCAAAUUUUGAAUAUCACCAUUUUCAUUUAAAUUGCAUUGUGUUGAAGCUUCCU